CAGGCGCCGCCGCUGCUCGGUGGAGAUUUUUGAAAGUUGUGGGGGAGAAAACAGAUAUCAGCCCUGUGGUCGUGUCCUGUACGGAAUAUACUGUAUUAAUAACUGUUUAACACUGAGAAUACACAGUUAUCCGAGGAGCACCGCUGUUUUGGGACGCUGUAGAUAUGGAUGAGGAGGAGAGCACUGACCGGCAGCACCAGCUGGCCAUGCUGUUUCAGAAACUGGAGAAGAUUAAGAGAUACUACAAUGAUGAUGACACAGACAACAUUAACCAGAUCAUCAGUUCCAAUUCUCCAGACUCAUGCCAUUUGUUUUUGACUAAGAUGGAGAAGAAAGGCAAUCCACUCUCAGAUCAUAGUCUUCUCUCUAAAUUAAUUGAUUUCUACACUAAAGUGUUUUCAAGCAUGCCAUUAGGAAAGUACAGUCAGAAUUUAAGCUACGCAAAGAUGCUGGUCAGAUUUGCAGAGCUAAAAGCUAUUCAAGAUGUCGGUGAUGCACAGGAUAGCUUUGACAUUGCAAGAUCCCACUGCAAGGAUUUUGCCUUUGUUCAUAUAGCUUAUGCUCAGUUUGAGCUUUUGCAAGGAAAUGAGAAGAAAAGUGCAUGGAUUCUUCAGAAGGCUUUUGAAAUGGGUGCCAAACCACCCAAAAGUCUUGAAGCUGCAAUGCAGAAUCUAAAAUUGGGAAGACGACGCCUCCUUUCCCAGGAGGAUAAAGAGAAUUUAGCAGUGGCGGCAGUUGAAAAUGUUCAUGAACCACUAAAAAGCAACUUUGUGGCUAAAGGAGGCUCUGGAAAGUCAGAUACAAUGGAUGAUUUUCAGCUUGCUAGCAGUUUUUCUCUAGGAGCUGAUCAGAAGACCAGUCCACAGGACGACCAUUUCCCUGUCUGGAGGUCUGGCUCACAACACAAAAGAACAAUUGCCAUGCCUGGGAGGAUUCCUAUGAUACCCCUGUCAAUCCCUGAAAAUGAGAAUGUUGUUUACAAAUCUGAGCCUGUCAGCCAGGGGAGUACCUUGUCUAGGUUGACAUAUACAUCAAGUUCAUCCUCUGUGUUCUCACUGUCCUCUUCAAAAAAGAGUUCUGGAGAUGGAGACUCUUACAACCUGCUAAAUCUGAAGCCACCUGUUGUCAGUCCGGAGCCACGUCCCUGGGAGGACACUAGUGAAGCGGAUUCCACCACAACACUCCUACACAGACCAGAAAGGAAAGAUACCACCAGACUCGAUGAUACUACUGGAAACAUGAACCAGAUUAUGAACUCAGGCUCUCCUGAAGCUUGCUUUACUUACCUCACAAACCUGGAGAAAACGGGUGACCCUUAUACAGAUGCUGCCUUUCUGUGCAGGCUGCUGGAAUGCUACUCUAAAGUGUUUUCCAGGCUUCCCCUAGCACGUCAUAGCAAAACUGAAAGCUAUGCUCGAAUGCUGAUCAGAUAUGCUGAGUUGAAAGGAAUUGAAGACCCUGAUGAUGCUGAGGAUAAUUUCAUCGUUGCAAGAACCAAUAGCAAAGCUUUUGCUUUUGUGCAUAUUGCUCAUGCUCAGUUUGAGCUCUCGCGAGGUAACACUAAGAAAAGUACUUACAUUCUGCAGAAGGCCAUGGCGUCAAAUGCAAAACCUGCUGAACUUCUCCAGAUGGCAAUGGCCAAUUUGAAGUCAGGAAAAGCACAGCUGCUUCCAGCAGAGGACAGAAUGCACAUUGCAGAUGCAGUAAGCACUCACAGUGAUGGAGGAGGAAGGGCAGAAGAGACACCACUAAGGAUUUCAACAAAUAACUGGCAGCCAAAAUCUAAUGCUGUGGAAAGUUCAUCAGAAUGGAAGAUUCCAGCACGAAUCAAUAAAUUUGCAUCUCCAGAGGAACAAAAACCCGCUGUUGGGCCCAUUCCCACACCAGGACCUCUUCAUUCGCUGAGAACUCCCUCUGCUUCAAUGCCACCCAGGUUAAAUAUGGCCAUUAGCAGUCAGACUCCCAACUACAGAGAACCUAAUCCAAACAGUUUUGUUACGCCUGUAGUGAAGCAGAGACCACCUGUAGUGUCCAUUCCAUCUACAGCUCAGCGAGUCAGCCACACUCCCUUACCCUGCACUCCACAGAAUCAGAUAUCCUGUCCACAACAGCCAUCACAGGCGUCUGUGAAUGUCUUCACCAAUGAGUCAAUCACAAUCAAAGGGAGACAGUUCUUCAUUUUGAAGAUGAUUGGCAGAGGAGGUUCCAGUAAGGUGUAUCAAGUUCUGGACCAUAAGAAACAAUUGUAUGCAGUGAAAUAUGUAAAUUUGGAUGAGGCGGAUACCCAAACCAUUGAAAGCUACAAGAAUGAGAUUGAGCACUUAAAUCACCUUCAGCAGUACAGUGAUCAGAUCAUCAAGCUGUAUGACUAUGAGAUCACUGACAGCUACAUCUACAUGUUAAUGGAGUGUGGCAGCCUGGACCUCAACACUUGGCUACGCAACCGCAAGACUGUCAACUCGCUGGAGAGGAAGUUCUACUGGAGGAAUAUGCUGGAGGCAGUGCAGACCAUCCACAAACAUGGUAUUGUCCACAGUGACUUGAAGCCAGCUAAUUUUGUGAUUGUGAAUGCCUCUCUAAAACUCAUUGACUUCGGCAUAGCCAACCACAUUCAGCCAGAUAUGACGAGUGUUGUGAAGGACUCGCAGGUGGGAACUCUAAACUACAUGCCGCCAGAGGCCAUAAAAGACACUUCUUCAAAGGGGGGAAAGCCAAGGUCAAAGAUCAGCCCAAAGGGUGAUGUGUGGUCACUUGGCUGUAUCCUGUACUGUAUGACCUAUGGGAAAACCCCUUUCCAAACUAUCACCAACCAGAUUACCAAGCUACACGCUAUUAUUGAUCCGUCCCAUGAGAUUGACUUUCCUGACAUCCCAGAGAAGGAUCUGCUGGAUGUGCUGAAGCGCUGUCUGAUUCGGAAUCCUAAAGAGCGGAUCUCGAUUGCAGAACUUCUUGACCAUCCAUACUUAUGGCUGCAGCCUCAGAAACCUCCUGAGCCAGAAAGCUGCAACAAUGAUCUAAAGAGGAUUCUAAAUGAGUUGGCUGCUUUGCAGUCUCCCAACAGCAUUGCAAGAGCUGCAAGUAAUCUGGCAAAGAUGUGUAAUAGUGGGAAAAAAUUGGACGUUUCCGAGUGCGUCAAGAGUUCCAGUCAGUCCACAUGGAAGUGAAGAGUAAUAAAGAGCACAUGCCAGCCAGUGGCUUAAAUAUCUUUUGAUUUCUUGAGAUGAGAAAUUUUAGUUUUAAUAUUGGCCAAUUGAUGUUUUUUGAAUGGAGAAGAAUGCUUAGUAGAAACAUUUCUGUGCUUUUCUUUGAUUAAAAAACUUGUGGUCUGUCAAACUUGUGUUGCUAUCUUGUGAGAAUUAUAUCAGGUAUAGGCUCCAUUAAUCAUAUUUGUACCUGUCACUUUCCCUUCAUUUUCUAUGUCUUUGUUUAUACACUGUGUUCUCACAAAUAAACGUACCUAUACGCUA
This is a messenger RNA of Astyanax mexicanus (Mexican tetra), 3467 nucleotides long. It is a transcript of the gene ttk, whose product is annotated as ttk protein kinase. Bases 165 to 3164 code for a protein of 999 amino acids. NCBI's taxonomy places the organism in Eukaryota, Metazoa, Chordata, Actinopteri, Characiformes, Acestrorhamphidae. Gene Ontology annotation, biological process: meiotic spindle assembly checkpoint signaling; peptidyl-serine phosphorylation; protein localization to kinetochore. Gene Ontology annotation, cellular component: spindle; kinetochore; nucleus. Gene Ontology annotation, molecular function: protein serine/threonine kinase activity; protein serine/threonine/tyrosine kinase activity; protein binding. The transcript has 25 exons. The record is from RefSeq and is a predicted model, not a curated record.